GAAUGGGUAUAUCACUAAAUAUCUCUAAUAAUGAAGGGCAUUAAAUCUUUUCUUUUUUUUUGGUUCGGUCGAAUAUGGUCUAAUUCCCUAAACAACCCAAACGCCUCCCCACCAAUUACACCACCUCCCUCCCCCACUAGGAUACUAAUUCAGAUAUGGCUAGGAUUCCUUUUUUCUUUUGGAUUGUUACCAUGUUUUCCUAUAAAUGCCCAGCCAACAAUUACAAUACCUACCGAAAGUUUAGCAUCUCUUGUUUUCCUUUUGAAGUAAGUGAUCUCUGCUUUUCUUUUAAAAGCACGUAUAUAUCAGCAUCUCUGGGUUUCUUUUCUGCUUCUUUGCGUAGCCUUACUAUAUUCAGGUCUUUGGAUGGCCAGAGAAAGUCGUAAAAGGAAAUUGUUAAAUAUGAGCCCGGAGCUCCCAACCGAAAUCAUAUUCUCCCAUAUACUCCCACGGCUACCACCAAAGGAUCUGAUGAUGCAGUGCAGGUGCGUAUGCAAGUCUUGGUCCUCCCUCAUCUGCAGCCCUUCCUUUGUUGCCGACUUUUGGAACGACAGAAACAAGAGCACCACUAACUUCCUUUUCCAAAAGCAAAACUGCUUUUUCUCCUCAAAAAUAGAGGAGAAGGAGCAACAAGGAGGAGGGAAUAAUAAUAAUAACAGGGUUCUAAUACCAACACCCGUCACCGAACUUUCAUACCUGAGUCGAUGUGAAGCUUUUCAACUUUAUAGAUAUGAUGGAGCGCAAAGCGUCCAUGGCUUGGUUUGUUCAUCCUCUAGUUAUGGUGGCCCAGUUUUCAUACUUAACCCCAGCACUCGAGAGUCCAUUCAACUUCCCCAUGUCAAGCACAAUGCAUUAGUUGUAUAUAACUUUGGCUUCAGUCCACUUACCAAUGAGUAUAAGGUUCUCCAGCUCAUCAACUUUCAUAAUUCAGGUUUUCAGUUCAACGCAUUCACGCUAGGUCAGGAUUCUUCGUGGAGAGCAUUGCAGGUUGACCCUGCAGCAGGCGACGUUGACCUUCCAUUUAAAAUAUUGGCUGUUGCCAGAAGUCCUAACAGUGUGUGCAUCAAUGGGGCCAUACACUGGAUCGAUAAGAGUGAAAAAAACAUUGUGGUAUUUGACGUUGGAGAGGAGAGCUUCAGUGUGGUGCCACUCUCUGAAGAUUGUGCUCAAGACUUAGUUGACUAUGAUGCUAAUUUUCCAAGUAUAGUUGAGGUGGGAGGAUGUGUGGCUGUGUUUGUUGCGAACCGGUGGGAACAUAACAAGAUAAUUUUAUGGAUUUUGAAAGACUACCAAAACCUUGUGUGGGUUAAGGAGACUAUUACUAUUGGUGAGAUACCCAAAAAAACAAUCUGCGGUGAAGUUUUGGGCACAAUUCACACAGGUGAGCUAGCCAUAAUGCUGGAAGUUGUCGACUCUCCACUCCAAUUACAUCUUUAUAAUAUGAAGAGCAAAAGAUAUAGAAUAUUUGAUUUUGUUUGGCCUGGGUUUAUGGCAAAGCCCCACGGAAGACCAUUGAUUCAGUUAGUUUAUAGUGAUAGCAUUGUCCCCUUAAAAUGAGAUGGAUAGAUAUGAUAUACAUUUGCUCACAGAAAAUCUGCUGCAUUACAAUUUACAUACAGGAAGAAAGUUUUGCAUAAAUUCUAUGCAAGU
Prunus dulcis (almond) is the source of this 1650-nucleotide messenger RNA. RefSeq names its product F-box protein At1g52495-like. The record is from RefSeq and is a predicted model, not a curated record. Gene Ontology annotation, molecular function: protein binding. Bases 367 to 1557 code for a protein of 396 amino acids. The transcript has a single exon. Lineage: Eukaryota; Viridiplantae; Streptophyta; Magnoliopsida; Rosales; Rosaceae.